UGAAAUCAAGCAGUCAAAGUGAAAACAUAUAACUCAAGCGAGCGAGAAAUAAGAAAAAGUGACAGUUGAAAAUUGAGAAAAAUUAAAGAAAUAUUCGGAAAGUAUUCAAAAAUUAAAUAAAGGAAAAGCUCAUUUAAAUCAUCUACCAAAAGCGUGAAAAACCGAACAAAAAUGCCAGCUAUUGGAAUCGAUUUGGGCACCACGUACUCCUGCGUGGGCGUCUUCCAGCAUGGAAAGGUGGAGAUCAUCGCGAAUGACCAGGGCAACCGCACCACACCAUCCUACGUGGCCUUCACGGACUCGGAGCGCCUGAUUGGAGACGCGGCCAAGAACCAGGUGGCCAUGAAUCCGCGCAACUCGGUCUUCGAUGCCAAGCGUCUAAUUGGACGUCGCUUCGAUGAUCCCAAGAUCCAGGAGGACAUGAAGCACUGGCCCUUCCGCGUGGCCAACGACAAUGGCAAGCCCAAGAUGAGCGUGGAGUUCAAGGGCGAGCAAAAGAGCUUUGCUCCGGAGGAGAUUAGCUCCAUGGUGUUGACGAAGAUGAAGGAAACAGCUGAAGCUUAUCUAGGCUCUACUGUCAAGGAUGCGGUGAUUACAGUGCCCGCCUACUUCAAUGACUCCCAGCGCCAGGCCACCAAGGAUGCGGGCGCCAUUGCUGGUCUGAAUGUGCUCCGGAUUAUCAACGAACCCACUGCCGCAGCUUUGGCCUAUGGACUGGACAAGAAUCUCAAGGGAGAGCGCAAUGUGCUGAUCUUUGAUCUAGGUGGAGGAACCUUCGAUGUCUCUAUCCUAACUAUAGAUGAAGGUUCCCUAUUCGAGGUGCGUUCCACAGCUGGAGAUACCCACCUGGGUGGCGAGGACUUCGACAACAGGUUGGUCAACCAUUUGGCCGAGGAGUUCAAGCGCAAAUACAAGAAGGAUCUGCGUGGUAAUCCGCGUGCCUUGCGACGCCUGCGCACUGCCGCCGAGCGGGCCAAGAGGACGCUCUCCUCCAGCACAGAGGCUUCCCUGGAGAUCGACGCCUUGUUCGAGGGCCACGACUUCUAUUCCAAGGUGAGCCGCGCCAGGUUCGAGGAGCUGUGCGGCGAUCUCUUCCGCAACACGUUGCAGCCGGUGGAGAAGGCGCUGAACGACGCCAAGAUGGACAAGAGUCAGAUCCACGACAUCGUUCUCGUUGGAGGCUCCACACGCAUUCCCAAAGUUCAAAGCCUGCUGCAGAGUUUCUUCGGGGGAAAGAGCCUCAACUUGUCCAUUAAUCCGGAUGAGGCUGUGGCCUAUGGAGCUGCCAUCCAGGCGGCCAUUCUCUCGGGCGACGAGAGCAGUCAAAUCAAGGAUGUCCUGCUCGUCGAUGUGGCUCCACUCUCGCUGGGCAUUGAGACCGCCGGCGGCGUGAUGACCAAGCUGAUCGAGCGGAAUAGUCGCAUCCCCUGCAAGCAGUCCAAGACCUUCACCACCUACGCGGACAACCAGCCGGCGGUUACCAUCCAGGUUUUCGAGGGCGAGAGAGCUCUGACCAGGGACAACAACGUGCUGGGCAACUUCAACCUGACGGGCAUUCCGCCGGCGCCACGAGGAGUGCCCAAGAUCGAUGUCACCUUCGAUUUGGAUGCCAAUGGCAUUCUGAAUGUUACGGCCAAGGAGCAGGGCACUGGCAUUGCCAAGAACAUCACCAUCAAGAACGACAAGGGACGUCUGUCCCAAGCGGACAUUGAUCGCAUGCUCAGCGAGGCGGAGAAGUAUGCCGAGGAGGAUGAGCGCCACCGCCAGCGGAUCGCCGCCCGCAACCAACUGGAGGGCUAUGUCUUUGGCGUCAAGGAGGCCGCCGAACAGGCCGGCGAUCGCAUCAGUGCGGCGGAUAAGUCAAGUGUGUUGAAGCGCUGCAGCGAGACGGUCAAGUGGCUGGACGGGAACACCACCGCCGAGAAGGAGGAGUACGAGCACAAGCUGAAGGAGCUCACCCAGUUCUGCAGCCCCAUUAUGACCAAGAUGCACCAGCAGGCAGCUGGAGGAGGAGAUGGUGGACAGCAGGCCGGCGGCCACAAGGGUCCCACCGUCGAGGAGGUGGACUAAGUCACAGCCAAGUUCCAUUAGUGUAGAUCUCAUAAUCUCAUGAUAUUCUUCUGGUCAAAAUACUAAGAUUAUUUUAGUUAGAAUAUGCUACUGGGUAGUAAUUUAAUAAAUAUUAUUUAUGACUUGCCAAACCAUA
Drosophila takahashii is the source of this 2206-nucleotide messenger RNA. RefSeq names its product Heat shock protein 68 (gene Hsp68). Gene Ontology annotation, molecular function: ATP binding; ATP-dependent protein folding chaperone. Lineage: Eukaryota; Metazoa; Arthropoda; Insecta; Diptera; Drosophilidae. Gene Ontology annotation, cellular component: nucleus; cytosol; plasma membrane. The record is from RefSeq and is a predicted model, not a curated record.